UUCCCUCAUUUCAACGCGCUCGCCUGGAGCAUGAGGUCUGACUACGCAAAAGCAGGGUACCAAAUGAUGGUAAUAAAUAAUCCAAAGUUAAACAGCAGAGUAUCAUUAAGAUACUCGCUAGCAUUGUUUCCAAUAAGUAUAAUGGCCUCUUACAUAGGCAUGACGACUUGGUGGUUUGCACUGGAUUCAAGUUUAAUCAAUAGUGUUCUCUUGGUUGGCGCUUAUCGAUUCUGGAAAGAUUCAAAUGAUAAAUCUUCCAGAGAUUUGUUUUUUGCUAGUUUAGUACAUUUGCCUGUUAUCAUGGCGUUGAUGAUGGCUCAUAAAAAGGAUUGGAGGAACGAGUCGAAGAAUGACGAGUUGAAGAAGAAAAUAUUAUUAGAAUUAGAAAUUGAGGAUUUCGUUGAUGAAGAAAUAGAGAAGGAAUACAAUAUUAACAAUGGAAACUAA
Molecule: messenger RNA, 447 nt
Organism: Acaulospora morrowiae
Lineage: Eukaryota; Fungi; Glomeromycota; Glomeromycetes; Diversisporales; Acaulosporaceae
Source: the annotation of a GenBank genome assembly